CGUUCCAAAAAUCUCAAAUUUUUUAAAAAUUCUCAUCCAACUUACCGUUGCCAACGUCCUCUCAGUAGUCACUGCCCUACCUCUCCUUCCCCUCUCUCUCCCUUUCUCUUUUCCUUACCAAUCACCACCAGCCAUGAAAACCCCCAAAUUCUGAACUCAAAAUCUAAGAAGCCCUUUUCUUUCCACACCGUUCAUGAUCUUUCUUUAAAAUCUCGACUGAGUUUCUUUAAAUCUUGGUAGGGUUUGCCUUUCUUGAUUCUAGUUCUUGAUUUUCCGGCCAUGGCGGCAUUGGCACCUGGAAUUCUAUUGAGGCUUCUUAAUGGAAUGGAUACAGGGACAAAACCGACCAGUGAGCAUAGAAGCUCGCUUCUUCAAGUGACGGAUAUUGUCCCAGCUGAUCUUGACGAGAAAAAUCUUUUUCCUAAACAUGGAUUCUACAUUAAAGUAUCUGAUUCUUCGCACUCAAUUUAUGUUAGUCUUCCCUCUGAGCAAGAUGAUUUUGUUCUCAGCAAUAAAAUGCAGCUAGGCCAGUUCAUUUAUGUUGAUAGAUUAGAGCCAGGUUCUCCUGUUCCUGUUGUUAAAGGCGCAAAGCCACUUCCUGGAAGACACCCGUUAGUUGGCACACCGGAACCAUUAAUGGGUUUAAGAAGAAAAGGGGAAAGAAAUGAACAAAACCCUAAUUCAAAAGCCUCUGGUCAUAGGAGGGGUUCUUGGGGAACAGGACAAAAUUGGGAUAAUGGGGUUUCGUCUCCAAUGGUUUUAAAGCCAAUUCCUUUGGAUUUUGAUCAGUGUACGCCUGCUAAACAGCGAGUGAGUUGUGCGAAAGUAGCAUCUCCCAUUAUAAGAGGGAAAAUUGGUAAAGAUGGAAAUGGGAGUGCAAUCAGGUGCUCAUUUGGUGGUGGUUUGCUUGCUAAAAUGGUGGACACUAAAGGAGAGAGUCCUGCAUUACUUAGAAAAAGCUGUGCAGCAACUUCUGCAUCAAAGUUUCCAAGAAGCAAAAGUGUUUGUGAAAGAGAGGCGAGAAUUCCAAUUAGUCCCUUCAACUCAUCUGAAAAGAAAAGCGCAACUCCACCCCCAAAUUUGAGGAAUGGAAGAGUGGUGACUUCCCUCAAAAUGGAUGGAGAAUCACAGAACUCUAAUUCAAAGCCUGCCCCAGAACCACAAUUUAUGUGCAGUAGCAACUCUGCUUCUGAUAAUACUACAACUUUGCCCAUCAUUUUGCCAGGAAAGUUGAGCAUACUUGGAAAGGAAGCUGUCCAGCAGAGAGAAACUGCUCAAAAGAUAGCCCUGCAGGCCCUAAGAGAUGCUUCAGCUACUGAAACUUUAGUUCGAUCUCUCAAGACGUUUUCAAAAAUAACUAAAACUGCUAAACCAGAAGCACCAACAGCCUGUUUUGACAAGUUCCUUGAAUUUCAUAACCAGAUUGUUCAAGCAGUUACUGACAUGGUGUCAAUUCAAGCAGCUACUUCAGCGACUGAAAUUGGUCAGAACCCAAAAUUUGUUGAACAGAAAGAGAAGAAGCCUGAAGAGGAGUUUCCAAUCUUACACGAAAUUGUACACAAUUCUAUGAACUCAGAAUUAUCUUCAUCAAAGAGAAGAGCUGCAUUAUACAAAUCAGUUGCUGCAUUUCCUGAAAGAAGAAACCAGACAAACACUAACCAAAAGUCAUCCAGAGGUCAAAAAUUGGCUCUUGAAGCUAUAAGUGAAAAUGAUGAAAACAAGAUACCAGCAAAUGGCAGUUUAAGCAACACAAUUAAAUUGGGUAAGCAGAUUGAAACUGAAGCAGGGAAUUGGUUUAUGGAGUUUAUAGAAAAAGCUUUGGAAAAUGGAAUGAAGAAAUCAUCUAAAGCAGAUGGGGAUGCAAAAAAAGUUCCUCAGUAUUUGAUAUUGAAAGUUAUAAACUGGGUUGAAGUAGAACAGUGUGAGUGCAGUAAAAGGCCAGUGCAUCCUAAAGCAUCACAGAUAGCAAGAAAGCUAAGGAUCAAGAUGAAGAACCCUUGAAAUUUUAAUUUUGACCGAGUAAUCUUGAUUUUAUCAUAUCAUAUGUAUGGUAUUGUUUGUGAAUUAUGUUGCAUUUUAUGGAAAUUUAUAUUGUUUGCACGUAUAUAAGUUCUACUUUCUAGUAA
Molecule: messenger RNA, 2126 nt
Organism: Jatropha curcas
Lineage: Eukaryota; Viridiplantae; Streptophyta; Magnoliopsida; Malpighiales; Euphorbiaceae
Product: protein CORTICAL MICROTUBULE DISORDERING 4
Source: RefSeq, a predicted model, not a curated record